Charadrius vociferus (killdeer) is the source of this 1858-nucleotide messenger RNA. RefSeq names its product mitogen-activated protein kinase kinase kinase 6-like. Gene Ontology annotation, biological process: protein phosphorylation; cellular response to stress. The annotation marks the transcript as partial. The transcript has 16 exons. The record is from RefSeq and is a predicted model, not a curated record. Lineage: Eukaryota; Metazoa; Chordata; Aves; Charadriiformes; Charadriidae. Gene Ontology annotation, molecular function: ATP binding; MAP kinase kinase kinase activity.
CCCGCCACUCUCGACCGCUUCUACAACGCAGAUGUGGCCGUGGUGGAGCUGAGCGACUCCGUCUGCCAGCCCUCCCUCUUCUACCACCUGGGCGUCCGUGAGAGCUUCAACAUGUCCCACAACGUCCUGCUGUGCUGCCAGGCCGACCUGUCCCCCCUCCAGGCCCUGCAGGAGGACAUCUGCCAGAAGAACUCGGACCUCUGUGGCAGCUACACCUUCAUCCCCUACGCGGUGACACCCCAGAACAAAGUCGUCUGCUGCAACGCCGGGGCCGUGAAGUGCCUGACGGAGCUUUUCCAGCCCAGCUUCGAGACAGAGACCACCUCCAUCCUGCUGCCAGCCCGGCUCGUCCAGCUGCUGGAGGGGAUCCCCACCGACUCCUGCGGGUAUUUUCGGGAGACGAUCCGGCGGGAUAUCCGGCGGGCGCGGGAGAUGUACCGAGGGGAGCAGCUGAGCCGGGAGCUUGUCCGCAUCCAGCAGCGCCUGGACAGCGUGGAGCUGCUCAGCCUGGACAUCGUGGUGAACCUCCUCCCGAGCCUCCACGCGGGCAUCAACGCCGCCGUCCUCCUCGUGGCCGCCGGGCACCAGUUCGAAACCUCCGUGCAGCUGCAGCAAAUCGGGGUGAAGCUGAGCUGCCUUCAGGGUCGCAAGGGCAGUCCGGAGGAGCUGCGCUACUAUUGGGAUGUGGGAUUCUGCCUCGGAGCUGGCAUCUUGGCCAACGACCUCAGCAAAGUCAUCCAAGCCUCGGAGAAGCUCUACAAGCUCAACGCACCGGGCUGGUACCUGGUCUCGGUCAUGGAGACCUUCCUGCUCUACAAACACUUCCAGAGGAGCCCGCAGGUCCCCUCCGCUCGGCAGGAGCUGGCUGAUUUCUGGCUGGGUUUCCUCCUCGAGGCGUGCCAGCCCUUCGUUGCCGCACCACACUGCUCGGUCCUGGUCCUGGAGCUCAGCAAGGUCCUGCAGCCGGCGCGGUUGGCACUGCGGAGCGGCACGGAGGAUCCCACCCUGACCCUCACCCUCAUCUGCCCCACAGAGGAGUACCGCUACGAGUACUCGGAGGCGGGCGAACGGGUGGUCCUGGGCAGGGGGACAUUCGGGGUCGUCUACGCCGGGCGCUGCCUCAGCAACCAAGUGCGCAUCGCUAUCAAGGAGAUCCCGGAGCGGGACAGCUGGUACUCGCAGCCCUUGCACGAGGAGAUCGCCUUGCACAAGCGCCUGCGGCACAAGAACAUCGUGCGGUACCUGGGCUCCAUCAGCCAGGAUGGCUUCAUCAAAAUCUUCAUGGAGGAGGUGCCGGGAGGGAGCCUCUCCUCCCUGCUGCGCUCCAAGUGGGGACCCCUGAAGGACAACGAACCCACCAUCGUCUUCUACACCCGCCAGAUCCUCAACGGACUCAGCUACCUGCACGAUAACCACAUCGUCCAUCGCGACAUCAAGGGAGACAACGUCCUCAUCAACACGUACAGCGGGGUGUUGAAGAUCUCCGACUUUGGUACCUCCAAGCGGCUCGCGGGCAUCAGCCCCAGUGCCGAGACCUUCACGGCACCUGCUUCAUUAGGGGUCAGGGGCACGGCGGGCGCGAGGUUGGGCUUGGAGCAUCUCACCCAGCUGCUGAGCUGCCUGAGGAGCUACAUCCAGUGUCCCAGCCAGCACCAGCUGCGCCAGGACCUCCUGGCACUGCAGAGCUGCCUGCGGGCAGAGGGGCUGAGCCUCCCCCACCUCCAGGCCCCCCUCUUCGGCUUCCAGGCAGCGGUGCGAUGGGUGCUGCGCCAGCACCACAUCAAACCCCACUGGAUGUUUGCGCUGGAUGAUGCCGUGAGCCAGGCGGUGCAGGCAGCUUUCACCGUGCUGGUGAGAG